AUGCAGGACCUCAACUGGGCCCUGGCGGAAAAGGGCACAAAGGUUGUGGAGGUUUCCCACGAGGCUGCACAUGUCGCUAGUUCCGCCACGAAUCUUCUUGUGGACCGUGAAGAAUUACUUUGGAUAACGGGAGAUGCUCCGCAGCACGUAACGCUGAGGUUAGCGAAUCCCCAUCCACCACUAAAUUAUGUUGGAUGGCACGUUUGGCACGAUUACGUCACCAACCCCAAAACUGUGGAGGUGGCGACGGGUGAGUCUCCUGAUGAAAUGGUGGCACAAAUCGUGUGUCAGGCAGUUGCCGGGGCUGGCACGCAGAUUUGGAAAUUGCCAAGUCCCAUCCCCGCCAAUCACUUAUAUGUACGCAUGAAGAUAGUUGAAACCUUCGGGCCGGGGCCAACUUACUUGAAUAAUUUGGUACUCUUCGCUGAUGACCCCGGAAGUCGAUUCCGCAUACUCCGCGGCGAAGAGAGGGAUAAAUCAAUGGCCGAUCCGAGAAACUUGUCUUCGGGUAAAAUGAGCGUUCUCCUUCAAGAGUUAGGUCAGGACAUACGAUCAUUACAUCCCAUCAAGACAGUAGCUUCAAAAAAAAACAUGCUACUUUACGUUCCCAAGGAACCGGAUGCCGUCAUACGUCCCCAGGGGGAAGAGGAUGUUACCUUUCAAUCGUCGUCCCAACACGCGAAUAAUAUAACACCGCGGUGCGGAACAGAUAGCGCGAGGCAGUGCCAUCUAGACUCUGGAAGUGGUUUUCAAGCUUCCAGUGACUUUCCAGGUGGUUUCAACGAACGGUUGUGUGCACUAGAGCAGGCGGUCGCAUCUCUAACUCAAACAAUGAAUCAUCAGCGUGAGGAUCUUACGAUGAUUAAACGCCUUCUGCUUCAACAGGCUACAGACAGGCGGCGGGAGAUAGAACGCCAGGGUAACGGCCCAGGCAUCGCGUUGCCGCAACAUGGCACCCACCCUGUGUCUCACCAUCAGGUUUGCGUGGACUUUCCUGAACGAGCCCUUCGCACAUUUGUGGAGGAAGUCGUGAGGCCGAAGCUGCAAAAGCACUCUAGACGGACUGAGACUCAAACUAUAGCAAAGCUCGAUGAAUUCUUAAAGGACGUUAUUGGGGAAAUGACCCAAGUAGUGGAUGAACGAGUUCGGUUCCACAUUCAGCGGGCCUCGUGCAAUAGCAGCGUCAGUACAGGGUUUCAUGCCUCGUGCAGCGGUGGGAGCCUCCAACCGUGCUCACCACACCUGUCGGUCAGCGGCGUGAAUGCCAGCAGACCAUCAGUCAUUGCGGAUUCCUCUAUUCCCCAAACUAACGGGUUCCCACCGGGAUCCUUUUCAUCUUCGGUUCAUGGGUAUUCUGCUGCGGCUAGGCAUAAUUCACCUGCAACCUCUUGUCACGAUCCUAUCAGCGUACCCUCUACGGCCGUGCGUGAUGUGUCGUUCGAAGUGGAUAUGACCAGCACAAGGAACACGACACCCAGACCACAGUAA
Molecule: messenger RNA, 1488 nt
Organism: Trypanosoma brucei brucei TREU927
Lineage: Eukaryota; Euglenozoa; Kinetoplastea; Trypanosomatida; Trypanosomatidae
Exons: 1
Coding region: 1-1488 (495 amino acids)
Source: RefSeq, a predicted model, not a curated record